AUGGUCAUUUGGCUUGGAGAUUACCCUCCGCAGCCCAGAGAUGGUGUAAUGUCAGUUUUCAUGACCGCUGAGCUGCUCAGCAAGAUCCCUAUGGACGACUUCCCCGGUAAUAACGCCCUCCAAUUCUCGUGGAACCAAAUACCAUCAGUGUAUCUGGAAGCUGUACAAAAAGGAUCUGCGUCGCUGAAUGAGCUUAUUGGAAGAGAUUGGUUCUCACACACGUGGUCCUUGGGGGAUCUAGCAUCCUUCAACAAUAGCAAGGCGAUAAAAGUCGUCUAUGGUUCCAUAUCAUCAACUUGGGAUAUCUUUGCAUCAGCCGCUCUUCGUCUUCGCUAUACUGAGACCGACGAUUGCGAGAAUCUUGGAACAUCCCGUAUCAGAAUCUUAUAUCAGGUGAUUGCGAAGAACUUUUGGGUUUCCAAAUAUUGCGAUAACGAAAAUGACCACAUGGCUCGCUUGGCCCGCUUUUUCGCUAGUGUGCCCAAAAACGGCUCUGCCGAGAGAGUACACUCCAUGCUCACGAAAAUGUGCGAUGGAAGUUUCGGGGCCAGAGACCCUCAUGACAUGAUCUACUCUAUAGUUAGUCUCAUGAGGCCAGACGAGUUACCUUCAAACCUUCAGCCAGACUAUGCAAAGCCUUUUACAGAGGUCUACUGGCGGUAUGCGGUAUUCUUAAUGACAAGCAUCCGAGAUCUUGGCUACCUCCUUUGCUGGAAACGUGAGAUCCCUAUCUUGCCAGAGAUCUCCGGUGUGCCUAGCUGGGUUCCAGACUUCCGGUAUCUCGUUCUCGGAGAAGAUACCCCAAAAGGCAACUUGAUAAUUCGUCAGGAAAAGGAGUUGGAACUGGAGGGGAUUCAAAUAGGCACCGUGGUAGCAGAUGCUUGCACGUUGAAAUUUUCUCCUUACUCCUCGAUUUCCGAACUGUGUACAACAUUGCGCUCAAGUCUCCAGAAGCUGGAUAUCAUAGUGAAGCAAUCAAAAAGAUUGGGAAAUUUGAUAUCCUAUGAUGCCGCUAUCCACCGAUUCCUUCAAUUUAGCCGUCAAUAUAUCGAAAGGCCUUACAUUAUGACCGGGGUCGAAAACAAGGCUCUCUAUUAUUCUUUGAUCGAUGGGAAGAGCUCAGAGUUCCUGCAGUCUGUGGAACAUACGGCGCCUCUCCUUUCGUGGAUGAAAGAAAUUCAUCGUUUCCUCAUUGACCUAACGGUCAUCUUUACAGAGCAAGAUGGAAACGUACAGGCCAGAUUUUGUACCAGAUUGGAUGCCUCUGUCCAACAGGACAACAUUGUUUGCAUUUUUCCGAGUUGUAUUUCGGCACUUCUGCUCCGAGAAAGGGACGGGAAAUACCUGCUCAUAAGCAAGUGUACUUCGGACACUGGUGAGUUUGUGGAUCAGAGGUCUUUCACUGAUGCUGAGAAGAAGCGAUAUGUAUUGAUCUGA
Molecule: messenger RNA, 1437 nt
Organism: Mytilinidion resinicola
Lineage: Eukaryota; Fungi; Ascomycota; Dothideomycetes; Mytilinidiales; Mytilinidiaceae
Exons: 1
Coding region: 1-1437 (478 amino acids)
Source: RefSeq, a predicted model, not a curated record